UCAAACAUAUUUUGUCAGAAUUUAAACAAAAAGAAGUGGGUAAAUAAGGCUUAAAUGCAAGUCGUUUAGUUACUAUGGAUCUGGUGGACAUCGAUCAGGUCCUGGACAAUCUGGAAGCAGAGCUUAAAGCGGAUGAGCAACUGAGUCGCAAUGCACCGAGUGUAACUGUGAAUGUGGGCGUUGAGACACGCCCAUUGGGAGAUGGUAGCAGUGCUGGCGCCGCUGCCAAAAACUUUGUGGGCGUCUCUCAGGUGUUCAACAGUCUCAACGAUUAUCGCAACAAUGUGAAAUCCCUGGAGACGCAUGAAAGCUACGACUGGACGCUGGAGGCAGCUCAGCGGGAUGAGCAUGGACAGGGGGAAGGGGAGGUGAACAGCAGACCAAUUGAAGUGGAAGUGGAGGAUAAUGAUGAUCAUGACGACAUUAACAAGUUCAGUGAGGCGCAGGAAAAACAAUCAAAAUUGGGUGAUGAGAUAAGAGUCUCCUCAUCCGAAUCCCUGACCACCUCUUCCUGUUCGACAUUCUCGUCGGGUCCGUCGCCCGGCAAUGGCAGCAAUUCGGAUGAGCCGAGCACGGAGCCGCCAGAGAGCGAGAAACCCAGCGCCUUGGAGUUGCCACCAAAGGUUGAACAGGAGCAGGAUCAGCAGCAAGUGGAAUCUGUUGCUGUGGAGGAUUUGGCUGUGGGACUAUCCUCCAUUUCAAUAACCACAGAGUCCCAGUCAAUUUUGCCCUGUGAGGUGACCGCAUCCUCGGCAUUGGGUAAAGUGCUCAACGAAUUGUCCGAGGAGACGAGCACGGAGCUGGACACGCAGAGUCAACCACAGCAGGCAGCGGACAAGGACAUUCUACCAGCGGAGCCCGCUCCAACGUUGUCAGCAGCAGGAGCUCUGGAGCAGCAGGUGGCGCCUCAGUUGGAACAGUUGGAGCAGCAACAGGAGCAGCUGCCUAAACGUAGUCAACCUCUGACCUUUUGCUCCACAAUGGAUGAAAUCUCAGACACAGAGCUGGACAGCAUGUUGCAGGAAGUGGAGGUGGAGGAUAUUGAGGAGGAAACGGCAGAGGAACUGCAGCCAGCGGCAUUGUGCUACGAAUAUCAGGCGCAAGAAAUAGAUGAUGAUGAUGACGACGAGGAAGGCGCCACUGAAUCACCAGUCACUGAGGAGGAAUCUGUGCGCAUUUUGUCGGAGCAGGACACCACAUCGGCGGAUCAAUUGAAUGUGGACAACUUCUCGCAGGCAUCCACUGUGGAGUUUGCCGAGCUGCGAGCACAGGAAACGUUGCCAGCGACGGCAACAGGUGCUGAGGAGAUUCCCUCAUCCUACAGCAGCACCGCCAGCGACACAGAUUCACUGUCUGGACGCAAAAUGGAGGAGGAGGAGGAGGAGAGUGUCGGCACGGAUGCGCUGGAAACCCAAGAGCAGCGACCACAACGUCCACAAACAUUGGACUUACAGGCCAGCCUCCAAACGAAUGCGGGACAAACUCCGCCGCCAGGCAACGAGGAGCAGGCGGCAGCUCAGGGAGAAUUGCAAUUGGAGCAGCAAGCUGAAGCUGGAGCAGAAGCUGCAGCUGCAGCAGCUACGUCACAAGCGGCUAACAAUGAGGAUGAGGAUGACGAUAGUCCCAUUUAUGAAGCCGUUGGCUACAGCGAUCCACAUGCGAAUCUGGGCAAAGUGCCGCCCAUUUGGGUGCCCGACAACAUGGCCGGACAGUGCAUGCAAUGCCAGCAGAAGUUCACCAUGAUCAAGCGGCGUCAUCAUUGCCGUGCUUGUGGCAAGGUGUUGUGCUCCGUCUGCUGUUCGCAGCGUUUCCAUCUGCAGUUCGCCAAUGAGCCGGAGUCGCGUGUCUGUGUGCAAUGCUUCAUGAUACUCACCGAACGUCAGUCCAAUGGAGGCGUCUCUGAAGGCUUUGCUGGUGUCCCGCCCUCUGCGUUGCCGCCAACUCCAAUGCGCUCGCCCAAUCCCAACAAUCCCAUGGAGUAUUGUUCAACCAUACCGCCGCAUCGUCAGGUGAAUGCAGCAGGUGCAAUCCCGCCCAGCGUCAUUGUGCCCGUGGGCGUGUUGAAGAAAACCGACGGCAGCUCCUCCAAUUCCUCCAGCUCCGAUGGCAAAAAGGGACGCAAACGCAAGAGUGUCAUGUUCAGCGAUGGCAUUGCACCCGGAAGCGAGCUGGCCAGCACCAUGGAGCAGCAAUGGGGCGAGGCAAAGCAGGCGCGUCGCGGUCUGCAGCGCAGCAACAGCGGCGCGGGACAAAAGCCACCAACACCAGGAGCCAACGGCAGUGGCAGCAACAAUAGCAGUGGCAGUGGCAGUGGCAGCAGUAUUGACAAUAACACCGCCAUGGGAUUGGUGGCACAGCUAUUCCGUGGCUCCAUACCGCCCACGGCAGCGGCAGCAACACUUACCGCCGUCUCAAGGGCAGCCAAGAGCAGAGCGGUAACGCAGACUUCACCGCGUCGCAAAGUGGAGCCACAACGCUCGAGAAAAUUGCCUCCGAGCGAUGCUCAGGGUUGUUUCAUACCCAGCGAGGAGAACGCAUUGCCGCCCAUUUGUGUCGCUGGGCGGGAAGGGGGCAACAGCAGCAGCAGCAACUGUGAUGUGGAGUACAAGGAGGUGCGCAACGAUCCCGAUCUCUUGGAGCGUCUGCAGCGUGAAACGCUCAAAUUCAUUGUGAAGAACAAUUUCUUUGUGCUUGUCAAGGUGGUCAACAUGAGUUGCUGCAUGAAUCGUUGGGUGCUUAACUUUACCACAUCGGGAUUGCAUCAUGUGGGCAACGAUGAGUUAAUUAUUUUGCUGGAGAUCAAGCCGCCACCGGCAAGCAGCGGUCCGACGGUGCCUCGUGAUAUAUUCCAGCAUCUGUAUGAGGUCUAUGUGGAGGCCGAACAGGCCAGAUCCAGCACACAGGAGUUGGCCUUUAGCAGUCCUCGAAAUGUCAACUUUUUGGGCUCCCGCGAGCAUGGAGGCUUCAUUUUUAUUAGGCCAACGUAUCAAUGCCUGCAGGGAGUUAUUGUGCCCGAUAAUCCGUAUCUGGUGGGAGUGCUUAUACAUCGCCAUGAGGUGCCCUGGGCCAAGGUGUUGCCGUUGCGUCUCAUCCUGCGUUUGGGUGCACAGUAUCGUUACUAUCCUUGUCCUUUGAUCUCGGUGCGCAAUCGUGAAUCUGUAUACGGCGAGAUAGCGCAAACGAUUAUCAAUUUCCUGGUGGAUUUUCGCAAUUAUUCGUAUUCAUUGCCCGCCAUACGCGGACUCUAUAUUCACAUGGAAGAUCGGCAGACUACGGUGAUAAUACCACGAUAUCGGCAGAAUGAUGUCAUCAAGGCUAUAAACAAUGCCACCGAUCAUAUUCUCGCAUUUGCCGGCAACUUCUCGAAAGUGGCUGAUGGACAUUUGGUUUGCAUGCAGAACAUCAACGACGAUCGCUCCGAGAUGUAUGCUUACUCCACGCAGGCAAUCAAUAUACAGGGUCAGCCUCGAAAGAUCACUGGCGCCAGUUUCUUUGUGCUCAACGAGUCGCUUAAAAGCAGCAGCGGCCUCUCCGGCAAAUGCAGCAUUGUCGAGGAUGGUCUCAUGGUCCAAAUAAUGCCCGCCAAAAUGGAGGAAGUGCGUCAGGCUCUGCGUAAUCAAACGGAUGUUGAUAUUGUUUGCGGUCCCAUUGCUGCCACCGAUGAGCAAAGUGAAAUUGUUAGCAUCAAAUGGGUCGACGAUGAUCGGGAUAUCAAUGUGGGCGUCAAGUCGCCCAUUGAUGACAAGCCCAUGGAUGGUGUGGCCAAUAUGCGUGUUCAUGCCAGCUUCAACUAUUCCAAUACCAAUUAUGCUAUACGUUUAACUGACAUUUUUAUUGUCAAGUGUGAGGAUUGGUAUGCCACAAAUGGCAACAACUACGCAGACAUCACUCGCAUUGCAGAGCAAUUGGCCCGAAGCGCUUCAAUGGCGUUGCUACCAUUCCUAGAUCUGCUGUCGGCUGCUGGCAUUAAUAAACUGGCACUUCGUGCCACUUUGGACCAGGAGAACGUUUGCUAUGAGGCCGGCGCACGUGGCACAAAGCUGCCACCGCUUUAUAUGAAUGCGCUCGAUAAUCAUCUGAUAGCUACGCUGCACGGCGAGUCCUCUGGCAUUCAGGAUCCCAUUAUAUUGGAACUAGUUUUCUACAUACUAAAUGCUUAAAUGCAAGCUGGAUAUACCCGAAAGUCUUAGUCCAAUCGCUCCCACUCCCGCUAAACUGUCUAAAAAAACGAAACCGAACACAAUAAUACAUAUAUUAGGAGAGAAUACUUUCUUAAAAUUUCUAACCACGCAUAGCUAUGUAAGCCUAUAAAGUGAUCAAGUGUUGCAGCUAUCCGGCAGUGCGUCCUCUUAUCGUUGCAUUACAAUCUCCUCCGGCUGCGACAAUGGAAACAGAUGAUAAUGGCGCACUUACUGUAUAUAAUUACUACAUGAUAACAUAUUAUCGGUGUUUUGUUUGCUCUAUUUUUCCAAUUCAUCUUCUGUUUUCUUUUUCGAAAAGUCAACACACAAUAAGUGUAAUUCUUAAUGUUUGUAAUCGUCGUUUUAUUGCAUUUGGCUGUUUCUAAUUUUUUGAUAAUUCAAUUUCCAAACAUUUGUCGACUUUGUAUGUUUUUAGUGAAGAUUGUUUAUGGUUUCCAACAAAACAACAACAAAAAUACUUGUAUGUGAUGUUCUUUAUUAUAUAUCCCUGUAUAUUUUCAAUAUAAAUAACGACUAUAUAACUGUUAAAA
Drosophila innubila is the source of this 4732-nucleotide messenger RNA. RefSeq names its product zinc finger FYVE domain-containing protein 9 (gene Sara). The coding region runs from base 75 to 4160 and encodes 1361 amino acids. Gene Ontology annotation, molecular function: metal ion binding. Gene Ontology annotation, cellular component: early endosome membrane. The transcript has 9 exons. The record is from RefSeq and is a predicted model, not a curated record. NCBI's taxonomy places the organism in Eukaryota, Metazoa, Arthropoda, Insecta, Diptera, Drosophilidae. Gene Ontology annotation, biological process: endosomal transport.